AUGUCAGCCACAAGAACACCCAAGCCGCUUCGUCGGAUAAUAACAGCCCAUGACUCCAAAAGCGGCCGAGCCAUCUUCAGCAAAGAGGUCGAGGAGCAGGUAUCGUUUACUGGGUUCCCAGUUCCCCCUGGCAAGCCCCCAACUUCAGACUAUGCUCUGGCCUAUAUCACAACCACAUUUCCUGUGCAAGGGCUUUCCCCUCCAACUUCUGCAAUCCCAGAGUCCAAAGCCAAUCUUGACAUUAAGCAAUACAAAAACCAGCUCUCGGAUCCAUCUCCUUUGAAUCCGCCAAACGGCACGUCCUGCACGAUUAUUGAGGUACCUUCGGGUGCAAAUGUUCCCAUGCACCGAACAGAGACCGUGGACUAUGGUGUCGUAAUUGACGGCACUACAGAAUUAGUCCUUGACUCCGGUGAGAAAAAGGUAUUGAAAAAGGGUGAUGUGUUUGUUCAACGUGGCACGGCUCAUGCUUGGCGGAAUGUGACUGAAAAGGAAAACAAUUCUGGAGUUUUACGCGUCUUCUUCGUGUUUCAGCCUAUGGAAAAGGUGCAGCUGGAAGGUGGAAAGGUUGUCGGCCAGGACUUGACUCUGUCUUUGAAAGAGGCUUAA
Molecule: messenger RNA, 609 nt
Organism: Penicillium longicatenatum
Lineage: Eukaryota; Fungi; Ascomycota; Eurotiomycetes; Eurotiales; Aspergillaceae
Product: cupin domain-containing protein
Exons: 1
Coding region: 1-609 (202 amino acids)
Source: RefSeq, a predicted model, not a curated record